AUGGGGGAGAACAUUUUUUCAGAGCAAGUUAGUGUGACCUGGAUUGCACUGUGUGAAAGGCUGGUGGAUACUUCUGAAAGGAAACUGGAUAAAUACUUGAAUUGGGCAGCUGUGGGGAAGAGCAAGGAUAUCUGGGAUGUGAAAUUCAAGUCAACUGAAGGGCUUCGGGUCCUGGUUGAACUGACAGCAUUUAAUGGAUUAGCUCUGCAGUCUGACGUAAAUGGCUCCAUUAAAUGUGCUCCUCCCAAUGAGCUGAGUUUGUUUCUCUUGGAAUAUCAGUCUAAUGGAUCUUGGGUCUUCAAAUCUUUCAAGUUUGGAACUUAUCUUGGCAAUAAUGUAGAUAAAGUCCACUGCAUGCUGAAGAAUGCAACUAAGUCCCAGCAAUGGAUCCCACAUCUUAGCACCCAUCCCCAAAUUGCACUGUACCACCUCCAAUCCAGGACUUAUGUACAGAUGCACUAUACCCAAGGCCAGGCCUUUGCUGAUGCUCCAGCUCCCUUUUCUGAAGAAUGCAUCUUCUUAUUUCAUUUUGAGAAUGGAAAGUACCAUCUCCAAACAAGUGACUUCCAUUACCUGUCCACUGAAGGUCAACUGCUCAACAAACCCGCAAAGCAGACAGCUUUUGUUCUGCAUCUGAAGGCUGGUUACAUGGUCACCUUGUCUGCUGGAAAGAAAGGGGUCCUGUACCCUCACUCAAGGUCUGGUCUUCUCUCAGUGGGAAUGUUUCCAUCAGACCUGCAAGCUGUAUUCAUCAUCAAGAGACCCAAGCCUUGGAUCACACUGAAGACCAGAUCAAAGAAAUAUGUGACGAUUAAUUAUGGAGUGGAGGUUUAUGCCCGUUUUGAGAAUAUCUCUCAGCUCUCGCUCUUUCAGUUUGAAGCCAGCCUGAAUUUGGACCAUGUUAGAUUAAGAACAGUAAAUGGACAGCUUCUGGUGCAGGUGUGUCACAUGCGGAGACAAGCUGCCAUCUUGGCUAAUGGGAAUGAUGCUGAAGAGGCCACUUACUUCACCCUGAAGUGGACCCAAACGGAAGAGUUCACUCUGAGGCUGAUGAACCGCCCAUUUGUCAUUCUCCGUGGUAAAUGGGGUACAUUGCCACCGACUACCAUGCACCAACUACGGUGCAGCAGAAACAAGUAUGAAAUCAUUCUACUGACACAUUGCAAAGGAGGAUUCUAUCAUUUCCAAGGGACCAAUGGGAAGUUCUGGACUGUGGAGCCAAAUGGCAAUUUUUCAGUCACAGGAGAUGUUCCUCUGGAUUUCUGCAUCGAAAUUCAUGCAGACAACCUUCUGGCAGUCCGAGCUCCGAAUGGUUGCUAUCUGAGCAGUGACCACAAUGGCUUGCUGAGUGCAUCGAACAUGGUUAUCAACAACGAAAAUCUGUGGGAAUUCUAGACCCCAUCUGUACAGAGGUAAGUGUGGUGAUGACCUGAAAAUGGGUGAUGUUGUGGAUAGUGAGGUGGGUUGUUUAUGGCUACAACAGGAUGUAGAUCACUUGGAAAGAUUGGGCAGAGCAUUGGCAUAU
Pristis pectinata (smalltooth sawfish) is the source of this 1525-nucleotide messenger RNA. RefSeq names its product fascin-3-like. Gene Ontology annotation, cellular component: cell projection membrane; filopodium; growth cone. Lineage: Eukaryota; Metazoa; Chordata; Chondrichthyes; Rhinopristiformes; Pristidae. The record is from RefSeq and is a predicted model, not a curated record. Gene Ontology annotation, biological process: cell migration; establishment or maintenance of cell polarity; actin filament bundle assembly. Gene Ontology annotation, molecular function: actin filament binding; protein-macromolecule adaptor activity.